Molecule: messenger RNA, 1560 nt
Organism: Besnoitia besnoiti
Lineage: Eukaryota; Apicomplexa; Conoidasida; Eucoccidiorida; Sarcocystidae
Product: WD domain, G-beta repeat-containing protein
Exons: 4
Coding region: 1-1560 (519 amino acids)
Molecular function (GO): protein binding
Source: RefSeq, a predicted model, not a curated record
AUGGCAGCGGUUGCAUCUGCGUUCGCGGGGCGGGCCUCUUGCCCGCCCACUGCGAACCUCGUGGACACUUCGCCCUUCACGUUGCAGGCCUCUUUUUCUCCUGCGGCCGGGGGAGCGUCUCCGCCCUUUUUGCAGCACGUCGUUUGCAACAGCACCGCGUCGCGUCUGUGCGUCUCAAGUUCCUCCAAGUCUGUCUUGUUUUUUGACUCGUUCACGUUCCAGCAGACCUUGCAGCUGCCUCAGGCCCACGCCGCGCAAAUCACCAACCUCUCGUUCUUCUCCGCGUCGCCAGACCUGCUCGCCUCUUCGUCGCAGGACGGCACCGUGCGGCUGUGGGACUGUCGCGUCGCCUCUACUGCGCCCUCUGCGGGCUCGGCCUCCGCCGCCUGCGUGCGGACGAUUCGCCUUGCGCCCGCCGGCAGCACCGACGCGGAGGUAUGGACCGUGUCCCUGAACAGCGCCGACCGUCUCCUGGCGACCAACUUGAAGCAAGCUUUUUUCCUCUUUGACCUGCGCGCGACCGGACCCGCCGAGGCGACAGACACGGCGCCUGUUGUCGCCGCGCCCUCGCCGGCCGGCGGCUCGAAGAAGAAGCGCGGAAAAGGCAGACAGGAGGCGAACGUGCAGCACGCCCUCGCGCGCGUCGAAGCCCAUUCUGAUACCAUCACCUCGCUCAUCUUCCACCCGACAAUUGACCAUCUGCUCUUCUCUGGCGGCGAAGACCAACUCGUCUGCGUCUACGACCUCCGCCGCGGCAGCUGGCACUCCGCCACUGCUGGCGCUUCUCCGCCCGCGCCGCGCCGCGCAACGGGCCACGGGCCCGACGAGCCCAACGAGCCCGACGAGCCCGACGAAGAGGAGGACCGGCUGAUGGUGUCGUGCUUCUCGCACGAGCGGCCGGUGAAGAAGGUCUCGGUGCUGGGCCCGGAGGACGACUGUCUCUGCGUGACGAGUCCGAUGGAAGACAUCGCGCUGUGGCAGCUGAGGGGCCUUUCGGCGCAGUUCGCGGCGGGCGCCCGGGGGGGCGCAGGCGACAUGGAGGUCGACGAGGAGUACGCGCAGCGCUGGGAGAUCGCCAAGAAGGCGGACUGGACUCAGCUGCGCAAUCACCCGUCUCUCGUCGUCGAAGAAAGUAGUGGCGGUUGCAUCGUCGAGAGCUUCUACGAGCAAGCCUCGGGGCGACUCUUCCUCCUCGCAGGCAGCGUUCGCGGCGACUUGCUCCUCUUCCACGCGAACCUCGACGAGCUCCUCCCCGCUGCGCAAUUCGUCGUCCCCCAGGGCCACGCUGGCCAUAACGGCCUCGUCAGAGACGCGACGACGAUUCCCUCCUGUUCGUUCCCUUCUCCCCUCGCCUCUCCGUCCCCAUCUUCGUCGUGCCUCCUCGUCACCUGCGGCGAAGACGGGCGGCUGUGCGCGUGGAAGCAGGAGCCUGCGAGCGGCAACUCUCCCUUCGCGUGCGUGAGACAGAAGCAGCUAAACAUUCGAAAUCACCGCUGGCCGCAAGGCGACCGAUGCGGUGAGAAGCAAAAACUCGCCCAGGGCCGAUGCGCUCCUUACUAG